Messenger RNA from Closterium sp. NIES-65, 999 nucleotides. Lineage: Eukaryota; Viridiplantae; Streptophyta; Zygnematophyceae; Desmidiales; Closteriaceae. The record is from the annotation of a GenBank genome assembly.
AUGAGAAAAAACCAAGGUGAUAACGCUUCCCCCACCACCACCACCUCUUCCCCUGCACUGUAUCCGCUUCCCAUCUCCCGUGCUGCUCCCCCAUCCCUUCCCCACGCUGCUCUCAUCCGCCAUUCCCCCUGCCCCUCCGCGCCCCACCCCCCUCCCAUCCCCUCCCCCCCACCACGCGCGCAUGGUGUGGUGUGGCUACCACACCAGGCGGCCCAAAGCUGCGGCGCUGACGAGGACGAGGAAGGCGAGGAGACGGAGGAGGAGGGGGAGGAGGAAGAGGGGGGAGGGGAUGCAGUGUUGGUCACAGAUGCUGACUCGGACACAGGCCAGAUGGUGGUGUUGCAGCUGAUAUUGGCGCGCAGGAGGGUGAGGGUGCUCGUGAAAGACCCCAAGGAGGCCACUGCUGGAUUCGGGCCCUACGUGCAGCCUAUAGCAGGGUCGGUGGCGGAACAAGCAGCAGUGCGAGCUGCGCUCAGGGGCAGUCAGGCAGUCAUAGUCACGGGCCGGCUGGGAUCGCUGGCACAACUGCUACAGGGGAGCAAAGUGGAGCAUGUGGUGCUGGUAUCCCAGCUGGGGGCUUCGUCGCGCCCAUCAGGUCUGGCGGGGUUGCUCUGGUCCGCAUCGCUGCUGGCAGCGGCGGCAGACGCCGAGGCAGCUCUGGCUGCUGCUGCUGUGGCGGCAGGUGGUGACGGGGAGAGGGGAGCAGCAGGGGAGGCGCGGAGGCGGGGGUUUGGGUGCACGGUGGUGCGAGGGGGGAAGGUGGUGGAUGAACCUGGCCGGCAGAGAGGGCUGCUACUGGGACAGGGCAACACCAUGAAAGGGAGCGUGUCACGGGAGGAUCUGGCAGCCGUGGUGGCGGCAGCGCUGGCAGUGCCUCCGCCUUCCCAGCACAGACGCAUCAUUGAGGUGGUCAACUCUGAUACUCCAAGGGACUCCAACGAUGGAUCUGAUUUCUUGGAACGAAUAGCUGGGCUUUCGACAGAACCAAUCAUAAUUUGA